Molecule: messenger RNA, 1889 nt
Organism: Phragmites australis (common reed)
Lineage: Eukaryota; Viridiplantae; Streptophyta; Magnoliopsida; Poales; Poaceae
Product: putative protein phosphatase 2C 46
Exons: 4
Coding region: 1-1737 (578 amino acids)
Biological process (GO): protein dephosphorylation
Molecular function (GO): protein serine/threonine phosphatase activity
Source: RefSeq, a predicted model, not a curated record
AUGGGUAAUCGCGUGGCGAGACUGGCGACGCCGUGCUUCGCAGCAGGCGACGAGGCGCGCGGUCACCACGGUGACGGCUCGGCGGCGGACGUGUACACCACCGCGGCUGCCGAUGAUGGCAGCAGCAUCGGCCAUAUUCUGAGCUUCGACGGCCGCGAGGGCCCGGCCUUUGCCGGUGCCAUCCACGGCGUCUUGCUGCCGUCGAACCAGUCCACGGUGGGCUCCUCCGGCGGCUCCAUUCUGUACGAUCAGAUGUCGUUCUCCGGCUCGUCGUCGUUCGACAGCUCCAACUCGUUCUCCUUCCGGACGCUCCAGCCGCGGGAGUACUCGGGUCCGCUGGAGUACAGCACGUCGCCAUCGACGUCGGCGACAACCUCCGGCGUGUCGAUAUCGCGUCAGCCCCUGCGCACCGACGAGCAAAUCCUCGCGGACCUCUACGCGACGCGGCACCGGCGCCAGUGCCAGGCGUCCAAGAGCCCACUUCUCGGCGGCCUCCGCAAGGCCAUCGCGUCGGUGCUGCGUGCCGGCCCGUGCGUAUCCCCACAGACACAGAGGAAGCAAGACCGCGAGCCUGUCGUUGCGGUCGGCAACGGCGGCAACAUCGGCGCGAUCAAGAGCAACGGGGAGACGGACGAAGGCGCGGCGAGGGUGCAGUGGGCGCGUGGGAAGGCCGGGGAGGAUAGGGUGCACGUCGUUGUGUCGGAGGAGCACGGCUGGAUAUUCGUCGGCAUCUACGAUGGAUUCAACGGGCCCGACGCCACUGACUACCUCCUCGCCAACCUGUACGCGGCCGUGUGCCGCGAGCUCGACGGCAUGCUCGCGGAGGACGAGCUCAAUAGGCCCGACGGGCAGCCACCGCGGUGCAACGGCGCCGGGACCGGCCUCAGCGCCGCACAGCACCACCAGGUGCUCGACGCGCUGGCGCACGCGCUGAGGAGCACGGAAGCGGGGUACUUCGCGGAGGCGGAGGCGCGCGCCUCGGAGAACCCGGAGCUGGCGAUGAUGGGGUCGUGCGUGCUGGUGGUGCUGACGAAGGGCCCCGACGUGUACGUGAUGAACGUCGGGGACAGCCGCGCCGUGCUGGCGCGACAGGCCGAGCCCGACCUGUCUCAUGUAGUCAUGCCGCGGCAGGACGGGGGCGACCUCUCCGGCGUCAAGGAGGAGAUCAAGCGGCAGUUGGACGCGUGCGACAUGGGGGAGCUCGCUGCGCUGCAGCUCACCAUGGACCACAGCACCAACGUCUACAAGGAGACAAGAAGGAUAAGGAGUGAGCAUCAAGAUGAUCCAGCCUGCAUUGCGAAUGGCAGGGUGAAGGGUUCUUUGAAGGUGACAAGAGCAUUUGGAGCCGGCUACCUAAAGGAGCCCAGGUGGAACAAAGCUCUCCUGGAAGUUUUCCGGGUGGACUACAUUGGGACAUCGCCCUAUAUCACCUGCCGGCCCUGCCUUCGGCACCAUCGCCUUUCCUCACGAGACAAGUUCCUGAUCCUCUCUUCCGAUGGCCUCUACGAUUACUUCACCAACGAGGAGGUGGUGGUGCAGGUGGAGGCGUUCACCACCAAGUACCCCGAUGAAGACCCUGCCAAGUACCUCAGUCAUGAGAUCCUCCUCCGUGCCGCGAACCAAGCCGGAAUGGGGUUCCAUGAGUUGCUUGAGGUACAACAAGGGGACCGGAGGCGAUACCACGAUGAUGUCUCCAUCAUCAUCAUCUCAUUGGAAGGGAAGAUAUGGAGGUCCUAGGUUUAUGGAUUAGUCAUUUUUUAUGACAGGCAUUGUAGUGGUAGAGCGCAUUAUAUCGAUCCACAUAGCACAUUGUAAAAAAAAGGAUUGACUCCUAAGGAGAGUAGUACACUGAAACAUUUUGGCGGCAGUUUCUCUUGUUUGAAUUGAGU